AUUUUAUAAACUGUGACUGAGUGAAUAAAUAGUUUUAGUUGAGAUAUCUAACAUGUCAAAUAUGUGGACAUAUAAAAGUGAAAUGAUCUGCAUCACCAGAUACUGAGAGUGCCUUAGUCUCCUGCAUGGUGAAGCGCUCCAGUCUGAACACAGGAACAUGAACAUGGAUAAAGUGUCUGACCUCCCCAGCGGCCCGCUGGAUAUCUACAGGCAAAAAGCUUCUUUCAACUGGAAGGAAAUGCUGUGCUUUAUAGAAGGAGAGGAAACGUUGGCAUUCAAGCAACAUGUGUUCAAGACGCUGGAGAACGAUCCUCUGUUUGCCCGCACACCUGGUGAAGAUGUUCCUGUGGAGAAAAUGAGAGAGCUCAACUUCCUCAGGGUAAAGCAGCUCUUCCGCUAUGACUUCAUGACAGCAGAAGAGUCGAUGAGCGACCCCUGGAGGACUGUGAUCCUCAAUGACUGUCUGGGCAUGUAUGACUGGUCCAUGUCAGCCAAGUUCUUCCUCAAUAAAGGGAUGUUUGGAGCGAAUGUUGCCAACACAGGGUCAGCCAGACACAGCAAAUAUGUUGAAGACAUUAACGACAUGAAGAUCUUUGGAUGCUUUGCACUGACUGAGCUGAGCCACGGCAGCAACACCAGAGCCAUGAGGACCACAGCCACGUAUGAGCCCUCCAACCAGGAGUUUGUGAUUAACUCUCCAGACUUUGAGGCUGCUAAGUUCUGGGUGGGGAACCUGGGUAAGACUGCAACCCAUGCUCUGGUGUUCGCUCAGCUCUACACACCUGACCACGUGUGCCACGGCCUGCACUCCUUCAUUGUCCCUGUGAGAGAUCCCAAGACUCUGCUGGCUCUGCCUGGUGUGUUGGUUGGAGAUAUGGGCAAGAAGCUGGGUCAGAAUGGACUGGAUAAUGGGUUUGCUUUGUUCCACAAAGUCAGGAUCCCGCGAGAGAACCUGCUGAAUAGGACUGGAGAUGUUACUCCUGACGGCCGCUAUGUUACACCAUUCAAGGACCCUAACAAGCGUUUCGGGGCGUCUCUAGGUGCCCUUUCAGGUGGCAGGAUUUCCAUCACCAGGAUGGCUCUGACCAGCCUGAAGCUGGCUCUGACAGUGGCCAUCCGGUUCUCUGCUACCAGGAGACAAUUUGGACCCAAAGACACAGAGGAGAUUCCAGUUUUAGAGUACCAGUUACAGCAAUGGCGUCUGAUCCCCUACCUGGCAGCAGGGUAUGCUCUGGAACACUUCUCCAAAACCAUCUUCAUGAACUUUGUCGAGUUUCAGAUUGGGCAAAUAAUGAAGGACAAGAGUGACAGACAAGCAGAGAUGGGCAGGGAGAUCCAUGCAUUGGGCUGCUCUAGUAAGCCACUGGGCUCAUGGACAGCUCAGAGAGGGAUCCAGGAAUGCAGGGAGGCCUGUGGUGGACACGGAUACCUGGCCAUGAACCGGCUGGGUGAUCUCCGCAAUGACAAUGACCCAAACUGCACAUAUGAAGGAGAUAACAAUGUGUUGCUGCAACAGACCAGCAACUACCUGCUCAGCUGGCUCCACGCUAAGCAUCAUGAUGGAGUGCGCAUUGAGUCUCCUCUUCACACCGUGGAUUUCCUGGACGACAUGCACAAGAUCCUUGGAAGCACGUUUACAGCAACAACAAUGGAGCAGUGCAUGGACCCUGCAGUGUCACUAGCAGCCUACAAGUGGCUGGUGUGUUUUCUGCUGGAGGAGAGUCACAACAGGCUGAAACAGCAGAGAGCUUUGGGCAAGGAUGAGUUUGAGGCUCGUAACAACAGCCAGGUUUACUACUGUCGUUCCCUGGCCAUCGCCUACAUUGAACACAAUUGCCUCCAGAGGUUUUAUGAGUUAACCACAGCUCAGGACACACCAGCAGGUCUCAGGCCAGUGCUGAGUAAGCUAUGUGCCCUGUAUGGACUGUGGAGCCUCAGCAACCACAUGGCCACACUGUACCAGGGUGGUUACAUGAGUGGAAGGAAGCCAGCAGAGAUGUUCCAGAUGGCCAUUCUCUCCCUCUGCUCCCAGAUGAAAGAUGAUGCAGUAGCACUGGUGGAUGUUUUUGCACCUACUGAUUUCAUCCUCAACUCACCUAUAGGCAACGCUGAUGGACAGCUGUAUAAGAACUUGUGGUCCACAGUGAUGCAGGGCAACCAGGUGCUGGAGCGCCCCACCUGGUGGAAAGACUUCUGCUCAGACAAACCUGUGGUUGGAUCCCUGCGUCCAAAACUGUAGAACACACACACACACACACACACACACACACA
Scomber japonicus (chub mackerel) is the source of this 2271-nucleotide messenger RNA. It is a transcript of the gene acox3, whose product is annotated as acyl-CoA oxidase 3, pristanoyl. Lineage: Eukaryota; Metazoa; Chordata; Actinopteri; Scombriformes; Scombridae. Gene Ontology annotation, biological process: lipid homeostasis; fatty acid beta-oxidation using acyl-CoA oxidase. Gene Ontology annotation, molecular function: FAD binding; pristanoyl-CoA oxidase activity; fatty acid binding. The coding region runs from base 158 to 2239 and encodes 693 amino acids. The record is from RefSeq and is a predicted model, not a curated record. Gene Ontology annotation, cellular component: peroxisome. The transcript is spliced from 19 exons.